UAUUGGGUUCGCACGUGCGACAACCUAAGCCAGUUACUUGCAAAGGACAGAUGUACAGAUAUAGAAGGCAGGAGAGGCUGCAAGGAAGAUAAUGGCGCACGUGGGAUUCCUCUCCUCUUUCCCUUCUCCCUCUCUUUCGCGUCUCAACCUCACCAAAAACCCCAGUCUCUACAAGCCAUUCACGAUGGCAGCUCUGAGCGACGAUCCCAUCCGCGAGUGGAUUCUCACAGAAGGAAACGCUACGCAGAUUACAAGAAUCAGCUCCAUCGGUGGUGGUUGCAUCAAUCUCGCCAAUCGGUACGACACAGAUGCUGGUUCCUUCUUCGUCAAGACAAACAGGAGUAUUGGGCCGUCGAUGUUUGAGGGAGAGGCUCUUGGUUUAAGUGCAAUGUUUGAUACCAAGUCAAUCCGAGUGCCUAAGCCUUUUAAGGUUGGAUCCUUACCACUAGGCGGCUCCUAUAUCAUCAUGGAAUUUGUUGAAUUUGGCUCAUCCAGAAGCAGUCAGUCCAUACUAGGUAGGAAGCUCGCUGAAAUGCAUAAAGCUGGGCAAUCUGACAGGGGGUUUGGUUUUGAUGUUAACAACACGAUUGGCAGUACUCCCCAGAUAAACACUUGGUCAUCAGAUUGGGUUGAGUUUUUUGCUGAGCAUAGAUUGGGUUACCAAUUAAAGUUGGCACGGGAAGAAUAUGGAGAUUCCAACAUUUAUGAGAAAGGUAUAGUACAGGAAAUGGUGUUUUCUCCUCCCUUUCUGCAUGUCUUCUUAGGAAGAUUGAUUGGUUCUUGCUUUCUGGUCAUUCCUUAUCUAACAGGUCAGAGACUGAUAAAAAACCUCAGAUCACUUUUCGAAAAUGUUGAAAUAGAACCAUGCUUGCUACAUGGAGACUUGUGGAGUGGGAACGUCAGCUCUGACAAGAAUGGAGAGCCCGUUAUACUCGACCCAGCUUGUUAUUAUGGACACAACGAAGCAGAAUUUGGAAUGUCGUGGUGUGCUGGAUUUGGAGGAUCAUUCUACAAUUCCUAUUUUGAGGUGAUGCCAAAACAACCAGGCUUUGAGAAUAGGAGGGAUCUGUAUAUGCUAUACCAUUACUUGAAUCACUACAAUCUGUUUGGUUCGGGAUACAGGUCGUCUGCCAUGUCUAUAAUGGAUAACUAUCUGCGAAUGUUAAAAGUUUAAAGGUUCAAUGCAGGAUCCUGGUUUGUGUUGUACAUGUUACAUUUAGAAAAGCUUUAGGUUAUGCAUACAUGUUUAUGCAUGCAAAUUUUAUGUAGUUUUGUCAGUCAGACAAGGUGCUUUAACAGCAUUUGGACUUGCAA
Messenger RNA from Magnolia sinica, 1314 nucleotides. RefSeq names its product protein-ribulosamine 3-kinase, chloroplastic. The transcript is spliced from 9 exons. The coding region runs from base 92 to 1174 and encodes 360 amino acids. The record is from RefSeq and is a predicted model, not a curated record. Lineage: Eukaryota; Viridiplantae; Streptophyta; Magnoliopsida; Magnoliales; Magnoliaceae.